ACAUCUAAGUCUCUAUCGCACUUUACACUCUAUCGUCGUACGUGACGCACGCAAGUCGUUGUUCGUAGUAAACAUCAUCAUUAUCAUCUGAAAUGGCAGACACAGCAGUCGCAACCGAAGCUCCGGCACCAGCCACCCCGGCGAAGAAGCAGACCGGCAGACAGGCGGGAGCCGCGAAGAAACCGAAGGCGAAGCCCACCCAUCCCAAGACCUCCGAGAUGGUGAACAACGCGAUCAAGGAGAUGAAGGAACGCAGCGGCUCCUCCCUGCAGGCCAUCAAGAAGUACAUCGCCGCCCAGUACAAGGUCGACGCCGAGAAACUGGCUCCGUUCAUCAGAAAGUACCUGAAGAGCGCCGUCGAAUCCGGCACUCUGAUCCAGACCAAGGGCAAGGGCGCUUCGGGAUCUUUCAAGCUCGAGUCGAAAUCGGCCGCGGCGAAGAAGCCCGCCGGUGCCGCGGGUAAGGCCGCCGCCGGCAAGUCCGGCGCGUCCGCGUCCGCCGCAUCGAAGGCCGGCGCCGCCGGCAAGAAGGCGACCGCCUCAGCGGCCGGCGCCAAGAGCAAGAAGGCAGCAGCCGCGGCCGCGUCUGCGUCGGCGGCUUCCGGUUCACCCGCGAAGUCCGCUAAAUCGUCGGCAGCCAAGGACAAGAAGGCCGCCGCCGCUAAGAAGAAGCCCGCGCCCAAGAAGGCCGCCGCUCCCGCUAAAGCGAAGGGAGCCGCCGCACCGAAAGCUAAGAAGACAGCCAAGCCCCCGACCAAGAAACCUAAGGCGCCCAAACCCAAGAAGGCAGCCGCCGCUACGCCCAAAUCGAAGCCGGCAGCGAAGAAAGCAGCCGCCGCCAAGAAGUAAACCGCUUGCUGCUGUUGCUGCUCUUAAGUCGCGGCGGCACGGUACCGACGCGGUGCGGACGGACGGACGGACGGAGGAACGACCGGACGACCGGAACGUGGCGGAGCCGAUCGAACGCGAUCACGCGCGUAUGGCGGUGCGUGCAUAUUCACACAUGCAUUGCGCUCUCAUUCGCGUUUACCGCGCUUAACAAGCGCACACCAAAAAGCCCUUUUCAG
Messenger RNA from Spodoptera frugiperda (fall armyworm), 1066 nucleotides. RefSeq names its product late histone H1-like. Gene Ontology annotation, molecular function: structural constituent of chromatin; DNA binding. Bases 93 to 848 code for a protein of 251 amino acids. The record is from RefSeq and is a predicted model, not a curated record. Lineage: Eukaryota; Metazoa; Arthropoda; Insecta; Lepidoptera; Noctuidae. The transcript has a single exon. Gene Ontology annotation, cellular component: nucleosome. Gene Ontology annotation, biological process: nucleosome assembly.